This is a messenger RNA of Canariomyces notabilis, 1787 nucleotides long. Its product is annotated as carbohydrate-binding module family 1 protein. The transcript is spliced from 3 exons. Gene Ontology annotation, molecular function: cellulose binding. Gene Ontology annotation, cellular component: extracellular region. Lineage: Eukaryota; Fungi; Ascomycota; Sordariomycetes; Sordariales; Chaetomiaceae. The coding region runs from base 489 to 1496 and encodes 335 amino acids. The record is from RefSeq and is a predicted model, not a curated record. Gene Ontology annotation, biological process: carbohydrate metabolic process.
GAUCGUGGGUUGCGGCAGUCAUGUCCGUCUUGCCGUCCUAAUUUAUCCACCAUUUAACCGCAACCCAGUCCACCAAUCGCUCGUCCAACACGGUCCUGUUUUGGAAGCGCUGGCGCACCCCAGAACGCCGCGGGUGCUGCACCUGUGUGGGGUACAACUCCCGAAUCGGUUCACGGAGCCUCCGUUGAGCACCGCCGAGCAUGCGUCAAACCAGGCUGUGGGGCGCGCGUGGACACACCUGAAAUUAGAGGACCGGCGGGUCUGCCACCACGAGACGUAGGAGGAUGCUGCGGACGUGACAUCGCAGGCCUCGUCGAGCCCAAAAUCCUACAGCGGACCGUGAUGCCCAGUUGAAGCCUGCACUACCAGCCCCUGGGCCCCUGAUCUAUAAAACGAGCCAUGGCGCGCACAGGAGACCGAGAAGCUGGUCCCACGCAGGCAUCACCCGAGUCGAUUUCCAACGUCGUACUAGCAAUAAUCUAAUAACGAUGAAGUCUCUCGCCAUUGCCGCCGUGGCAGCCCUAUGGGCGCAGAACGCUGCCGCCCAUGCAACCUUCCAGCAGCUCUGGGUCGACGGGGUGGACUAUGGCUCCCAGUGCGCUCGCCUGCCGGGCUCCAACUCCCCGGUCACCGAUGUCUCUUCCACCGCCAUGCGUUGCAAUGCCGGCUCAUCCCCCGCCCGCGGCAAGUGCCCGGUCAGGGCCGGCUCUACAGUGACCGUCGAGAUGCACCAGCAAAACGGCGACCGAUCCUGCGCGAACGAGGCCAUCGGCGGGGCGCACCACGGCCCUGUCAUCGUCUACAUGUCCAAGGUCUCAGACGCCGCCAGCGCCGACGGUUCUGCCGGGUGGUUCAAGAUCUUCCAGGACGGCUGGGCCAAGAACCCCUCGGGCCGGGUCGGCGACGACGACUUCUGGGGCACCAAGGACCUGAACAAGUGCUGCGGCAAGAUGAACGUCAAGAUCCCCGCCGACAUUCCCUCGGGCGACUACCUCCUCCGCGCCGAGGCCAUCGCGCUGCACGCGGCCAGCAGCUCGGGCGGCGCCCAGUUGUACAUGACCUGCUACCAGCUGACCGUCACGGGCGGGACGGGCAGCGCCACCCCGCCGACGGUCAACUUCCCCGGUGCCUACUCGGCUCGGGAUCCCGGUCUGGCGGUUAGCAUCCAUGGUGCUAUGACGGGCUACACGGUGCCCGGCCCGGCGGUGUAUUCCGGCGGUUCGACCAAGGUUGCGGGUAGCGCCUGCACUGGGUGUGAGUCGACUUGUGCGGUUGGGUCUGGCCCGGCUACAACACUCACGCCCCCCACCUCGACGUCGCCCGCUACUAGUGCUACCGCCAGCCCUACCGGCGGCAGCGGCGGCGGCGGCACCCCCGGGUGCACGGUCCAGAGAUACGGGCAGUGCGGCGGCCAGGGAUACACUGGCUGCACGACUUGCGCUUCUGGCUCUACUUGCACUGGUGUCUCGGCACCUUACUACUAUCAGUGCAUCUAAGGCGAUAACGACAAGAUGUCCGAACUCCGAAGGUCGCCAUUGAAGAUCAUGGGUCGAUUAACCACCACUUCAUGUAUAUAGUUGACUUUUACAACCUGUGAAUAUGAUGCAUAUCAAGAAGACUAUCUCGCUCAUCCUAUUCUGUCUUUGCCUAUGUCCUUCCACAACAAUAUCACUCACCAUGAAACGAAGCAAGUACACUACCGAACGUUCAUCUAUGUAGCUUCCUGAUUGCUGAGAGAUGUCUUGGUAGCAAUAACAGGAAAAGUUGGGUAAUGACAGAUGAUUCCA